This is a messenger RNA of Lactuca virosa, 411 nucleotides long. The record is from the annotation of a GenBank genome assembly. NCBI's taxonomy places the organism in Eukaryota, Viridiplantae, Streptophyta, Magnoliopsida, Asterales, Asteraceae.
AUGGCUAAAAAUUUAGAGAAGAGAAAACGCGAAUUUAGUGUUCCAAUAAAGAAUGUGACUGUUGAGACAACGAAUAAAAGUGAUAGCGACAAGUAUGACAUUCGAAUCAAGGAUUCUUAUAUUGUUUCACCGCAAAAGGAUACCCCUUUCGAGUCGAACUUCGAGGAGAUAAGGAUUUCUGAUGUCACUACAAACAUAUCUGAUAUAGAUGAAAACAUCGAUUCUGGUGAACAUAAAAAUCCAAUUAUCCUUAAGAACGAGAACAUCAUACCAUCUGGGAUUUCGGGUAUCGAGUCCGUAAUGGUGGAGGUUGCAAUUCCAGACAUCACUGUGAACUUAUCUAAUAAGGACACAAAAGUCGAAACAACAACAACAUCCAUAACUCCAACAUCUAUAGUUUUAGCACCAUGA